CCCCCCGCACGCCUACGCGGCCAGGCGGGGCCAGGCAGCCGCAGUGGGGCCCUGCCGGGCCCAGCGCCCGCCCCGCCCCGCGCCGCCGGGCGACGCUCCUUCCGGUGCGGGCGGCGGCCAUGGGGACGUCGCAAAAGGAUGUUAUAAUAAAACCUGACGCCCCGAACACGUUACUUUCGGAGAAGCACGCGGACUAUAUCGCUUCGUAUGGAACGAAGAAAGAUGAUUACGAAUACUGUAUGUCGGAAUAUUUGAGGAUGAGUGGUGUGUACUGGGGGCUGACAGCAAUGGAUCUCAUGGGGCAGCUGCACCGAAUGAACAAAGAAGAAAUUCUGUCAUUCAUCAGAUCAUGUCAACAUGAAUGUGGUGGAGUAAGUGCCAGCAUAGGUCAUGAUCCUCAUCUUCUGUAUACCCUCAGUGCCAUCCAGAUUCUUACCUUAUAUGAUAGUCUCCAUGUUGUUGAUGUAAAUAAAAUUGUUGAAUAUAUACAGAACUUGCAACAAGAAGAUGGAUCAUUUGCUGGAGACAAAUGGGGAGAAAUAGAUACAAGGUUCUCCUUCUGUGCUGCAGCAACUCUUGCGCUUCUGGGAAGACUGGAUGCUAUUGAUGUGGGGAAAGCAGUAGAAUUCGUUUUGUCCUGUAUGAACUUUGAUGGAGGAUUUGGUUGUAGACCGGGUUCCGAAUCACAUGCAGGGCAGAUCUAUUGUUGCACAGGAUUUCUGGCUAUAACCGACCAGUUGCAUCAAAUAAAUGUUGACUUGCUGGGUUGGUGGCUUUGUGAACGCCAGUUACCUUCUGGAGGUCUCAACGGACGACCAGAGAAGUUACCUGAUGUAUGUUACUCGUGGUGGGUGCUAGCAUCUUUGAAGAUGAUUGGCAGGUUACAUUGGAUUGACAGAGAGAAACUGCGCUGCUUUAUUUUGGCUUGCCAGGAUGAGGAGACUGGAGGAUUUGCUGACAGACCAGGAGAUAUGGUGGAUCCGUUUCACACCUUAUUUGGAAUUGCUGGACUAUCUUUAUUAGGAGAAGAACAGAUUAAGGCCGUCAAUCCUGUCUUUUGUAUGCCAGAAGAUGUCCUUCGAAGAAUAAAUAUACAGCCUGAGCUUGUGAGCUAAGCCUUGUAGAGAAAAAAGGUUGAUAUGCCCAGUUACUUUGGUUUUAUUGAUUUAAGUAAUCUCAUCUCUGAAAUUUAGCAUAUACUUUUGAGAUGUGUUUACAUUAUGAAAGUAAAGCAGUAGCUUUACUGUGGGCUUUUUCACUUUGUAAACUAUCAGAACAGGCUGGUUCUAAUUAUCUGAGUGUAACGUGUUCUUUAGUUGUAUAUAAGAGAUGUAGAAAAAUUCAAGUCAAAGCAAUAGUGUGAAUGCUUGGUUUUUGUAUUACUGUGAUACCAACUAUGCUAGCAUAUGUCUUUACACAAGCAUGUUUGGUGGUGGGUCACACAAAGCACUUUAAAAGAAUAUGGGGGGAAAAAACCCAAACCAAUGCCAAACAAAACCCUACUUAAGCCAUGCACUUAAUGCCAUACACAUGUGCAUUUAAUUCAUCCUGUUGACAUUUGCCAUCAGUUUUCUAUACUGUCAAACAAGCUUUUUCUUCUGAUAGUAAUUGGUACCGGUGAAAGCAAAAAUUAUGGUUCCAUUAAGUAUAUAAAUGUCUUCAUUUUUUAAUGAGUCCCUUAGGUUCCAUUUUCAAGUAUCAGCAAAAUCUAUCUCAAGUAUGUUUAGUGAAACUUGCAAACAUAAAGCAUUCCAGAGAAGGUCUUAAUAGGACAGACUUGUAACUGAGAGCUGAUCCUAAAUUCAUUGCUGGGUUGAAAUCCUGCUUUCAUAGCUCCUAAGAUGAUAAUUGCCAACUUGAUUAUGGUGUAAUUGAGAAUAAAACUAACCCUGGAAAAUA
Molecule: messenger RNA, 1899 nt
Organism: Falco peregrinus (peregrine falcon)
Lineage: Eukaryota; Metazoa; Chordata; Aves; Falconiformes; Falconidae
Gene: RABGGTB
Product: Rab geranylgeranyltransferase subunit beta
Exons: 9
Coding region: 120-1115 (331 amino acids)
Biological process (GO): protein geranylgeranylation
Cellular component (GO): Rab-protein geranylgeranyltransferase complex
Molecular function (GO): Rab geranylgeranyltransferase activity
Source: RefSeq, a predicted model, not a curated record